Scleropages formosus (Asian bonytongue) is the source of this 3251-nucleotide messenger RNA. RefSeq names its product SPNS lysolipid transporter 2, sphingosine-1-phosphate (gene spns2). Gene Ontology annotation, biological process: lipid transport; sphingosine-1-phosphate receptor signaling pathway; transmembrane transport. NCBI's taxonomy places the organism in Eukaryota, Metazoa, Chordata, Actinopteri, Osteoglossiformes, Osteoglossidae. Gene Ontology annotation, molecular function: sphingolipid intramembrane carrier activity; transmembrane transporter activity. Bases 393 to 1904 code for a protein of 503 amino acids. The record is from RefSeq and is a predicted model, not a curated record. The transcript is spliced from 13 exons. Gene Ontology annotation, cellular component: membrane.
CUCAGGCGACAGACAGUCACACACUGAGUGUCCCGCACGUCACCCGCACGCCACCCGCGCGCCCGGCUUCCUCCAGGUGCGGCGUCGGCGCCGGGCAUUUUUCCCCAGAUGGGAGGAGCUCCACGGACACGCCCCUGCUCGCUCCACCGCGGCAGGAGAAAAAGCCUCUAGGAAAUGCAGCACGCCGACACGGCGCUGCCGGCACAUGAGAGAAAGCAGCCCCCUUUCGCGCUCUCAUCAUCAGCACUGCGAUCAAGAUCGGGACGAUCGGAGCUCUUGUUCCUCCCGGAAUCGCGGGCCCGUCCUUUUUUUUUUUCCCCUUUGUCUCGCUCUCGGCUUUUUCCUCUCCUCCUCCUGCUCCCGCUUUUGCGCUGGAUCUGCCGUGUAGGAAGAUGUGCGUGGAGAGCGACGGCUGCGAGAUGGAGGGCUGCAGCAGCUCGGACGAGGUGCACACGCUCUCGGGCACCAUGAGCCCCGGCCUCAAGUCGAACCCCGACCUGCGCUCCUGCAGGACCGGACACAAGUUCCGCGCCGCGCUGCUGCGCUGCAGGUCGCCCACGGCCGCCGCCGGGAUCCUCAGUUUCGGGAAUGUGCUCAAUUACAUGGACAGGUACACGGUGGCAGGUGUUCUCCUUGACAUCCAGAAGCAUUUCAGUGUCACUGACAGCCAGGCUGGCUUACUACAGACAGUCUUCAUCUGCAGCUUCAUGGUGGCCGCACCCAUCUUCGGCUACCUUGGUGAUCGCUUCAACAGGAAGAUCAUUCUGAGCUGUGGCAUCUUCUUCUGGUCUGCCGUAACCCUCUCCAGUUCCUUCAUCACCAAAGAGUAUUACUGGCUGUUUGUCCUGUCAAGGGGACUAGUUGGCAUUGGGGAAUCCAGCUAUUCUUCCAUCUCCCCCACCAUCAUCGGUGACCUCUUCACUAACAACUCUCGGACCAUGAUGCUCUCCUUCUUCUACCUGGCAAUUCCCCUGGGCAGUGGACUGGGCUAUAUCUUGGGCUCAAGUGCAAAGGAAGCAGCCGGAGACUGGCACUGGGCACUAAGGGUGUCUCCAGUUCUGGGGAUGACAGCAGGGACCCUGAUCCUGUUCUUCGUACCUGAGCCCAAGCGGGGAAGUGCAGACCAGCUCGGUGGUCGUCUGAAGACCCGUACACCUUGGACGUGUGACAUGAAAGCACUGGCCAAAAACCGCAGCUACGUGUUCUCCUCCCUGGCCUCUGCUGCUGUCUCCUUCGCCACGGGAGCUUUUGGUGUAUGGAUCCCGCAGUAUCUCUUCAGGGCGCAGGUGGUCCAGAAGGCUGUUGUGCCUUGCACUCAGGAACCAUGCAGUAGCAAGGACAGUUUGAUUUUUGGUGCCAUCACCUGCGUGACUGGAUUGCUGGGGGUGCUGAUCGGAGCAGCCACCACUCGUCUUUGCCGCCAGAAGACCGAGAGGGCAGAUCCACUGGUGUGUGCUGUCAGCAUGCUGGGUUCUGCCAUCUUCAUCUGCCUCAUUUUUGUUGUGGCCAAGAAGAGCAUUGUGGGAGCCUAUGUCUGCAUUUUCAUAGGGGAAACACUGCUAUUCUUAAAUUGGGCCAUUACUGCAGACAUAUUAAUGUAUGUAGUCAUCCCAACACGCAGAGCCACAGCUGUUGCUUUCCAAGGCUUCACUUCACACAUCCUUGGAGAUGCUGGAAGUCCUUACCUGAUUGGCUUGAUCUCAGAUGCCCUGCAGCAGAGCUACACUGACUCAGUCCUGUGGCAGUUCCUCAGCCUGGGCUAUGCACUCAUGCUGUGUCCCUUUGUCAUCGUCCUUGGAGGGAUGUUCUUCCUCGCCACAGCCCUCUUCUUUCUUGAUGACCGGGACAAAGCAGAGAAACAAUUGAGCCAACUCAGUAGGUCGCCGUCAUCAGUCAAGAUAUGAUAAGGUCUCAAAAUGAAGGGACCUGCCAUAUGAACAGAAGGAGCAAUUUUGUAGAGGCCUAAAAGUGUGAGGGGACAGAGAAAGAAAAGAAGUGCUUAUCUGCAGACCACGGCCAUCCAUCUACAUAAUGCUUGCUGUCCUUGCUCACAUCAUGACCAUUGCAUUUUUUGACACUCCAUAACUGGAAUGAAGGAGCGCUCUACACUUAUCCAAAGAAGCUUCUAUUGCACCGCUGAUUUGUCUGUACAGAGCGUCAAACACAUGGGACUGGCCAUACAGCAACAGGGGCCCAGAUCAAGGAUAAGGGCCCACAGCACAGCAGAUGCAUCAGGAAGUCCCCCUCACAGUGCCAUGCUACUGAACGCUGGAGGACAUAUUUUAAUGCUUGUCAAUCCGCACCAAGUGCCAUAUCACUACAUUCCUUCACCAACUCUGCACUGACUACAGCUGUCACCAGGAAGUCACUGACAAAGCUAAAGCUGUGACUUCUCAGAUUGCCCACAAGCAUGAACAUCUGGUGGACCAGCCUUAAACCGAUAAAUCCAGAUUUGAUCUGCUGUUAUUUUUUCCCAGUGUCACUUUUUGUUUUGUUUAGGCACUUACAUGUACAAAGUUCCAACAUCACAAUAUCGUAAACAAUCUGUGAAACAGAGCUGAAUUUCCACUAUCAUCAUGGCAAAGGUUUUUCAUGCUGUUUUUAUAUAUACAUAUAAUAUCACUGAUAUAUAGACGGAUAUAUAUAUGUAUAUACAUAUAUAUAAAACAUUCAGAUGUAUUGACAUCCAGUUCCAUUAAUACGUAUAUACAUAUUAAUGGAACUGGGGGUCAAUACCUCUGAAUGUUCCUGAGAACAGGUUCAGGCUUAUCCCACAUCUGUGUGGAAGAACACUGGAGGGUAUGAAAAAGGUGGCUCAACAUAAAAGAAUUUGUCAGAAACUUCACGUUUUGAAAAUUAGAGCUUCUUGGGCCAUGUAUUGCAACUAAACAGGGAAAUGCAGAGUCUAUUGAUGUCAACAAAACAAGUCCACAGAAGGAAAAAAAAUCUUCCUCAUCAAUUUUAAGUUUUUUUUAUGUUUUUUUCAAAAUUGCUUUGCGUAUCCAAAAAGACUUACACUGAAAAAUCUCAUAUUUAGUCACAACCUGACAGAAACAAGUUACCAUACUUAUUAUUGCUGCUGUGGAGAGAUAAGUCCAGCUAGUUUACUUCAGCUUUUUCUGCAUUCUGUGAGGAAGCAUUUAGAACAGAUAGGUUUCUUCCCAGCUAGCGUGUUUACACUGCAAAGGAAUCUUCUAUGGCUUUUUUUGUGAUUCUUUGUUGAUUUUUUUUUUACAGAUGAGAUUUUACAU